Messenger RNA from Equus quagga, 1648 nucleotides. RefSeq names its product COP9 signalosome subunit 3 (gene COPS3). The transcript has 12 exons. Lineage: Eukaryota; Metazoa; Chordata; Mammalia; Perissodactyla; Equidae. Gene Ontology annotation, cellular component: COP9 signalosome. Gene Ontology annotation, biological process: ubiquitin-dependent protein catabolic process. The record is from RefSeq and is a predicted model, not a curated record. Bases 110 to 1381 code for a protein of 423 amino acids.
GUCGUGCCGCUCUGGAGGCUCUCUGCUGGAGCGCCGCGGCCCCUCCUCCCAGAGCGGCCCCCUUUUCCCGCGCGAGCUGGCUGUGCUACUGGGGCCGUCCGGGGGAAACAUGGCGUCUGCCUUGGAGCAGUUCGUGAACAGUGUCCGACAGCUGUCGGCUCAAGGGCAAAUGACUCAGCUUUGUGAACUGAUCAACAAGAGCGGGGAACUCCUUGCAAAGAACUUGUCCCAUCUGGACACCGUGCUCGGGGCUCUCGACGUGCAGGAGCACUCCUUGGGCGUCCUUGCCGUUCUAUUUGUGAAGUUUUCUAUGCCCAGUGUUCCUGACUUCGAAACAUUAUUCUCGCAGGUUCAGCUUUUCAUCAGUACUUGUAAUGGAGAACACAUUCGAUACGCAACAGACACUUUUGCUGGGCUUUGCCAUCAGCUAACAAAUGCACUUGUGGAAAGAAAACAGCCCCUGAGAGGAAUUGGCAUCCUUAAGCAAGCCAUAGACAAGAUGCAGAUGAACACAAACCAGCUGACCUCCAUACACGCCGAUCUCUGCCAGCUGUGUCUACUGGCAAAAUGCUUUAAGCCUGCGCUUCCGUAUCUUGACGUGGACAUGAUGGAUAUUUGUAAAGAGAAUGGAGCCUAUGAUGCAAAGCACUUUUUAUGUUACUAUUAUUAUGGAGGGAUGAUUUAUACUGGGCUGAAGAACUUUGAAAGAGCACUCUACUUUUAUGAACAGGCUAUAACUACCCCUGCCAUGGCGGUCAGUCAUAUCAUGUUGGAAUCGUAUAAAAAGUAUAUUCUAGUUUCUUUGAUAUUACUUGGAAAAGUACAACAGCUACCGAAAUAUACGUCUCAAAUUGUGGGUAGAUUCAUUAAGCCUCUUAGCAAUGCAUACCAUGAAUUAGCACAAGUUUACUCAACCAAUAAUCCCUCAGAACUCCGCAACCUGGUGAACAAGCACAGUGAAACAUUCACUCGUGAUAACAACAUGGGACUGGUGAAGCAAUGCUUGUCUUCUCUUUAUAAGAAGAAUAUUCAAAGGCUAACCAAGACCUUUUUAACACUAUCUUUACAAGAUAUGGCAAGUCGUGUGCAGUUAUCUGGACCUCAGGAGGCAGAAAAAUAUGUCCUACACAUGAUAGAAGAUGGUGAAAUUUUUGCAAGUAUUAAUCAGAAGGAUGGUAUGGUCAGUUUCCAUGAUAACCCUGAAAAAUAUAAUAACCCUGCCAUGCUUCAUAACAUUGACCAGGAGAUGCUGAAGUGCAUAGAGUUGGAUGAGCGGCUGAAGGCCAUGGACCAGGAGAUCACAGUGAACCCCCAGUUUGUGCAAAAGAGCAUGGGCUCACAAGAAGAUGAUUCAGGAAACAAACCAUCUAGUUAUUCUUGAAACUAACGUCCAUCCUGAAUUAAACGAAAGGAACUGUCACCUUGGCCAGUGGCAAGUGUCAGGAGGGCAGCAGGGAGGACCAAGCCUGUCUCACCUGGACGUUUAGAAAUUACUUUUUAUUUUGACAUCUUCAGUCCUAUGUGCUUUCAGAAAAUCAUUCUGUCUGCAAAGAAAGGAAAAAAAUUUCAAACUUUAAAGUCUGUUGUGGAUUUAUUUAUCCUCAGAUUAAUGUUGUUAUUCAUUAAAUCUACCUUUUGUUUUAAAUUA